AUGCUCGAGCAUCUGACACGCCUGCAAUCCCGCCUUUUAAACCACCGAGCGUCCCUCGCCGAAGCCACCACCGCCCUUCAAUCCGGCAAAACCCUCACGGUCCCCUUCUCCGAGAUCCUCGAGCCCUUCUUCUCCGACACGCACCAAGUCGCCGACAUCGCCGUUUACCUCAACACCCAAGGCUCGCGCUUCCGUCACCGCGAGAAGCUGCUCAAGACCCUCUCGGUCGACACGUCGUGCCUGCUGCUGUGCGCGCCCGUCAUGCUGAUGCUGGACCUGUACAAGCAGCUGCUCUCCCUCGUCGACGCCGCGCUGGCCGAGGGCAAGCCGCGGAGCCUCUUCACCGCCGCAGAGAACCCGGCCUGCUCGUGCUGCUCCGCCAUCAGCCGCAUCACCUGGACCGACCUCGCGCCGCCGAACCUCGUCUUCUCCGCGGGCGCCUACCCCCCCGAGUCCUCCGCCGCCGGCCCUUCCACCAACACCACCAACACUACCGCCGCCUCUUCCGCCUCCGCCUCUUCCGCCUCCGCCUCCGCCUCCUCCACAUCCACAACAACCGCACCUGCCCCCGCACCAUCACCCACCCCCAUCCUCGACGCCUUCGCCAAGCUCCCCGAGCGCAUCGGCGGCUUCGCCAUGUCGAAUUCGUCGUCCAGCAGCCUCUCCCCCGGCUUGCGCCUGUGGAGCCUGGUCGGCACGCUGGAGUUCGAGGUGGCGCGGCUGAGCCAGGCGGUGCGGCUGGUCGAGGAGAAGUUCCCGCUCCUCACUAUCCGGGGUAUCUUGAAGCACACGAUUGCGAGUAUGCGCGAGGAGAUGGAUGCGGUGCUGAAGAUUGUGGGGGAGGUGAGGGGGCGGUGUGUUGUUCUUUGA
Lasiodiplodia theobromae is the source of this 870-nucleotide messenger RNA. Its product is annotated as Peroxisomal membrane anchor protein (Pex14). Lineage: Eukaryota; Fungi; Ascomycota; Dothideomycetes; Botryosphaeriales; Botryosphaeriaceae. The transcript has a single exon. Bases 1 to 870 code for a protein of 289 amino acids. The record is from RefSeq and is a predicted model, not a curated record.